This is a messenger RNA of Biomphalaria glabrata, 3193 nucleotides long. RefSeq lists its product as uncharacterized. The record is from RefSeq and is a predicted model, not a curated record. Bases 481 to 1716 code for a protein of 411 amino acids. The transcript has 3 exons. NCBI's taxonomy places the organism in Eukaryota, Metazoa, Mollusca, Gastropoda, Planorbidae.
ACUCGAGCUGAACAUCGCGACCCGAUAAAAGGACUUCACCUGGCUGCUUAGUCUUCAAAAAGUCGUCUGCUAGUAGAUCACAAACAGGGGGGACUAGUUUCUUCUCUAACCUGGUGGAGAGUGACAGAAACUUAGAGAAACUUCAAGCCAGUGUAUUUCAUUUCUUUUUUGGAAACUUCUUUUUAGUGAAAUUAGUCUACGGACAAAUGGUUCAUUUUUGUGAGUGCUAUCUUCAAUUUCCAAUUCAUAAUAUAUCGUCUGCUGUUCAGCAGUUGGACUUAGUUGGAGUUACCUCCCGAAAGCUUCAUCAAAACUUCAGCGUUAUCAGAAACAGUAUGAUUAAGAAAGUAACUUGAACAAAGUGAGAUUUGUACUUUUGAAGCCAUUUCAAGUAGUUCGCUGUGGCAAUAUACAGCCUUAGCAAGAUCGCCAUUUCAAAUUAUUGUUUGUACCUGAGAGCCCAAGAACAGCCUCUUGAAGAUGCCUCUCGGAUUAUUUAAUAAGAAAGACAGGAUGCUGAAAGAAAAGAGCAAGAGUACAUUCGAUCUGUUCCACACCAGUGAGAAGCUUCAAGUACCAGAGAGAAAGUUGUUGAAGAAGAAGAGCGGAAGCACUUUGAAUCUCUUUGCCACAAAAUCUUCCAACACCCUGCAGGAGAUCUCAACUUCCCCAAGCCCUCCGGACAUUGUCGAAGGAUUGACCAAAGCUGACAAAACCAAGAGCAAAAGUCUCUUUCACUUAAGCGAGUCGGUCAAGAUUAGGAGCAAAAGCUCACAGAAUCUCAUGGAUAGCAACAACAAUAGCCUGGCGCAGUUCAAAGAGAAAGUUCGAUUAUCUACGCCUGUCAGCCCAUUCCGGAAAAUCAGCACGGGUAGCAGCAGCAGUAGAUCAAGCAGUAGCUCGGAUGACGGCGUGGUCGGAAAGAGCAAAAGCAAAGUCAGCACGCCUUCAAAACUUCGCUCGUCCAAAAAACGUGCUCUUGGUGCCAGCACUGAAAGUAUAGAAAGCACUAGGGAGAAGCGAAUGGCAGACAUCGUUCAGCUUGAUAAUUACAUCGAGUACCUGAAGAAGUCGGAUGAUUGUAGCAUCGUCAACAUCUCAAACCGUCUAUGCUGCGCCCAGGUCCUCAGACUGGUGCUCUUGAGACAGCAGCGUAUGCUGGACAAUGACGUCCACCACACCAGCGCCCAGGAGAGAAAUGCGUUCAUCAACUACAGGAACAACUUGAAAAGCAACGCCGACAGAAACCCAGCGGUUCUCAGCUCUGACCAAAGCCCUCCACUCAACAAUGACAAUUCUGCUCGCACGCUGGACAAUGCCCCGCUCGACAACAGAAACCAGUGGUCAGCUGAGCAUAGCAGCAGCCCCGCGAGCUCACCAGAAAGCCAGCGCGGGGAUCGCCUCUUCACUCGCAAGGGAAGCAACAGGAAGUUUAAGCGAACCCCACCUGGCCAGUCCGAUUUCCACAAAAACCUGGCUCGUAGUAAUAUCAACAGUUACCAUAGCGACACCAGUCUUCACGAAGAUGACGAAACAAACAGCACCGAUGAAAACCUGAGCAAGAAGUGGAACUCCAUGUCAUCGACAAGCCUUGCAGAUAGUACUUGUGAUCUGAGCCCCAGCGUGGGUCAAAAUGUCGAUGAAGUCCCAACUAGUCAGCACAAAAAUCAGCCGCUAUCCAUAGCAGUAUUCUCCAGUGAUGUGGAAAUCUAUUGACGAACAGAUUUUCUUAAGACGGAAUCCUUGCAAAUAGAUCUAUUUGCAAGCACGUAUAGAAAACAAAUCAAAGCAAAACGUGAGUCUUAAUAUUUUAAUGAGACAAAGUAUUUCUUUUUUUUCAAAGUGAGUGUCUUUCCAUUAUUUUGUGACUUAGCUUGUAGAUUGAAAUCCAAUGACAUGUAUUUUGAAUGCUUAUUUAUUCUAGUAUCUAAACAUGGAUCUAUGCAUUAUAAGAUUCAUGUUUGAACAAAGAGCUUACACUAUUUAAUGUAUAUUAGUAUUAUGAUUUGUAUGAUUUUACCAUCAUUAUCAAUGUUCAUGUAUUUAUAAAUCAUUCAGUUCUUGUAUUACAUAGACACACGAAGUUAUGAUCCUAAUACCUUGUUUUUUUUUCCAGAUAGAUUUUAAUAUCAUUUGCUAGUUAUGCUAAUGUAAUCUAGUUAAUUUAUUAUUAUUAUUAGUUAAUUUAUUUAUUGAGGCUGUAUUCUAUUCAUAUGAUGUACAUGUAGAGUUGUAUUCUUAUCAAAAACUCGGAAGGCGUUUGUAGUAUUUACUUUAAAAUUUUGUGUACUUUACACUAAACAGAGCUUUUGCUAUGUGUCCUCGGUAAUGUAUAUAGAUGCUUUGAUAUUGUGCCAACCCCAAUGUCAUAUGUGUAGUAUUUAUUGCCAACUACUAUUGUAUGCAUGAGAUAACUUACAAAGCUAUUGAUGUACAGGAUUGUGUGUCAGAGUUGCGCUGUGCAGUGAUAACAUUACCAUUUACCCGAAGUCUUUCAAAAAAACUCCACACCAUUUUUUAUGUUGUACAUUCAACGAGUCCAUUCAUUCAUAGUUGGCAAUAUCAUUCUCUGUGUUCAUUCUUUUAUGUUAACAUGUUUAGAAAAUUAGCUCUUUUUUUUUUUUUUUUUCAAAUAAUAUAUGUUUUAAUUGAAAUUUUUUUAAGAUUUAAAAAUACUUUAACAUUUUUACUGGGAUAAUAAGUGAGGAUUAACAAAUUUGAAUGUAAAUACAUAAGAUUAUGUUAAAUAUUAUUUUUAUUAGACAAUACUAGAUACAAGUGCAUGUAUUUGUCAGAUUUUUAUGCAACUGUUUGUGUAACAAUUAUAUGAAGAAAUUGGCCACAAUAUGUGUUGUUUUUUAAUGAGAUAUUUAAGUAUUAAUAAGCACUGACAUUUGUAAGAAUAGAAACUUUUGUAAUGAAUGUAGCUAAUUAUCAUUUCUUUUUUAAAACAAGCCAAUGAAAUUUUUUUUUAUCUCUAGAUGCAGAUCGUUAACAAAUAGUCUUGAGUCAAUACAAAAAAGCAAAGGUUAAAAAAAACAAUGUUGGAUACUAGAUCUCGUCGAUUGAUUAUUUUAUAGUGUGGCAGGUUGUACCAAAGAAAAAUAAGGUGGCAUGUAGAGGGAGAUUAUUAAUUUUCUGUGUUUUGUGAGCUCUUGAUGUCUUAAUAAAAUUUGAAUCAAUCAGAUAAUAA